This is a messenger RNA of Tyto alba (common barn owl), 896 nucleotides long. RefSeq names its product phytanoyl-CoA dioxygenase, peroxisomal-like. The record is from RefSeq and is a predicted model, not a curated record. The transcript is spliced from 5 exons. Gene Ontology annotation, molecular function: phytanoyl-CoA dioxygenase activity. NCBI's taxonomy places the organism in Eukaryota, Metazoa, Chordata, Aves, Strigiformes, Tytonidae. The annotation marks the transcript as partial. Gene Ontology annotation, biological process: fatty acid alpha-oxidation.
UGUGCCCGGCCCUACAAACAUGUUUCUCCUCUGUGUCUCAGCUGUACCCUGGACAACAACGUCCUCACCACAGAGCAAAGGCAGUUCUACGAAGACAACGGGUAUCUGCUCAUUAAGAAGCUCGUUUCUGACGAAGACAUUGAGCGCUUCAGGUACGGGGAAGGAGUUUUAAGGGUCUGUAACAAGGAGGUGAAUCCACCAGGAGUUCUGAUAAUGAGGGACAAGAUCCACAGACCCAACUUUGUUUGGUCUGAAAAAACAGUUAAUACAGUGCAUGAUUUCUGGGAAGAUGAAGAGUUUUUCAGAUACUGUACUCUGCCAGAGGUAAAAAGCCAACAAGAAGAUGGUGGUGAGAGCACCUAUAACCCGAGUGCUUGCCACCCCAUGCAUCAGGACUUGCACUAUUUCCCCUUCUGCCUGGUCGUGCAGCCAGGGACACGCAAGGAGCCCCCGAAGCCUCACGGCUACCCAAAGUGGGAGAAGCAUCCCAGGGCUCACAUUAUGAUGGAGAAGGGAGACAUGGUGUUCUUCCAUCCACUGCUUAUUCAAAGCUCUGGAGCAAACAAGACAUCAGGUUUCCAAAAGGGUGUUUGGAAGAAGCAAGCAAAAGUUGUGCAAGGAAGAAUUAAUCUUCAAAGUGGCCUCUGACCACCAGGAUGGAAAAUGUGUGCCUGAGCAUCAGCUUCUGCAUAGCCAGAUUUAUGCACUUCUCGCCCUCUGUGUAAGAAACUUACCCAAAUACUGCCCUACAAAAUCAUUUGAUGCCAAUACAAAAUAGUUGCAUUGACGUUGAACAGCUGAUGUACUUCAAAGAAAACCUGACCUACAAAAACAGAUUUGCUGCAGUUAUUUUAGGUAAUCAAAGAAUAAUUAUGAUGGGAGAUGUGCUUCACUUC